AAGUGAUAAUUUAAACUUCGGUUGUAUGUUUCAGUAUACUGAUAGCCACGACCAAAAGUACAAAUAUGGCCACAAAUGGCAGUGCAAGUUCCAAUGACACUAAUGCUACAGAAGCCGUUGUUUAUAUAGAGGCAACAAUAGCUGAAGGACUAUGGGUAUACUGCGCACCAUUGAUCAUCAUUCUCGGUACAAUAGGAAACACUUUAGCUCUUAUCAUACUUACAAGGAAGAACAUGCGAAAGAGCACAUCUAGUGUUUAUCUUAGUGUCCUAGCUGUGGUGGACACAAUGGUGCUGUACACUGGCCUGUUGCGAUAUUGGAUCAUUUACAUUUCUGACGUAGACAUACGGGAUAUAACACUUGGUGGGUGCAAGGUACAUAUAUUUAUAGUUUACUAUACGGUGCAUCUGUCAGCGUGGAUCUUAGUUGUGGUCACAUCCGAGAGAUUGAUCGCCGUCUAUAUCCCCCACAAAGCCCAGGUCUAUUGUACCCACUUCUCCACACUUAUCACGCUGUGCGUUCUCUUUGCUGUCUUCUUCGUUACCAACCUUCACUUCUUCUGGACAUUUGGUUACAUUGAAAUAAACGAUAAUGGUGAAGAAGAAGUCGUAUGUAUAGUUGCAGACGACAAAUAUACAGAUUUCUUUUUGGACACGUGGUCCUGGCUUGACACAUGCAUCGCAUCCUUCAUCCCGUUCACCAUCAUGUUCGUUAGCAAUGUUCUCAUCAUCAUCAAGGUUGUUUUCUGGAGGAGUAUUAGGAAAAUGAGCUCAGCGAACGAAUCAAAGAUGACAACCAUGACGGCAAUGCUACUCACAGUGAAUUUUGUUUUCAUUAUCUGCACAGCCCCUAUCGUUAUUUACCUGAAUUUCUACACAGAGUGGUACCCGGACGAGGAUGAUCAAUCUCAAAUGGCUAAAUCUGAUCUUCAUUGGGCUGUUUGUAACAUGCUCCAGUAUUCCAGCAAUGCAAUCAACUUUCUUCUUUACUGUGUGUCUGGGCCAAAGUUCCGUCGAGAGCUGUCAGGAUUGUGGUGUAGGAAGAAAAACCAGGUUGUGCCACACUCCAACAGUCAAACAGAUGCCGAGACCGUUUCUUAGAUUUGAACAUACUUACAUGUAGAUGAUAUCGUAAGAUUUCCUGGGUGCUAACGUUUACCAUUUCCCCGAAGAAGCGCAGCUAGUGACUAGAGAUGGGUGGUAUCCAUUAGUGGAUAAAAAUGUUAACACGAGAAAACAAUAUGAUAUCAUAUUUAUACCAUGGAUUAAGUGUUUAAUAGAGUACAUGCCCAUCACAUUAAGCACGGCGGGCGUACGGCGGCCGUAGCUUCAUAAAAUCGAUAUAGAAAAUCUACAUCGUACUCCUUAUCCCUACAUUUUAUGCUACAUACUUCCCUCGAUUUUGGGAAGCUACGGCCGCCGUUAGUACGGUUGCCGUAGAUCAAAUGUGACCGAGGCGUUAAUUAGUUUUUUCACGUUAAUAUCGAAAUGUCAGGGAUUCGUUUACACUAUGUCUCUUUUCCUUGUUCUCGCGAAGAUGCUAUGGAUCAUCAUAAGAACACAUUGAAUGGAUGCUAUCAACACUCCUAUUCUGGAAACAGCCAACAUGCAUGUUUACUUCAAAAUAAAAUCUAAGAAAAUUGGUUGCAUAAAAACACCAUUUUAAAAGAACAUGAUGGUCGGAACUUUAUUUGGGCGAUCAAACAGGUAGAUAGUAUCUGUCUAUUAGUAAGGUAGUAUUAUAUCUGUCAGGUAGUGAAGUAGUAUCUGUCUGGUAGUAACGUAGUACCUGUCUGGUAGUAAGGUAGUAACUAUCUGGUAGUAAGGUAGUAUCUGUCUGGUAGUAAGGUUGGACCUGUCUGGUAGUAAGGUAGUAUCUGGAAGUAAGUUAGUGUCUGUC
This is a messenger RNA of Owenia fusiformis, 1899 nucleotides long. Lineage: Eukaryota; Metazoa; Annelida; Polychaeta; Sabellida; Oweniidae. The record is from the annotation of a GenBank genome assembly.